Penicillium paradoxum is the source of this 600-nucleotide messenger RNA. Its product is annotated as putative isochorismatase family hydrolase. Lineage: Eukaryota; Fungi; Ascomycota; Eurotiomycetes; Eurotiales; Aspergillaceae. The coding region runs from base 1 to 600 and encodes 199 amino acids. The transcript has a single exon. The record is from RefSeq and is a predicted model, not a curated record.
AUGUCUUCCACCACUCAAUCCUUCCGGGAAAUCAUCGGCGUUCCCCGCUCCACAGCUUCCCCGCAAGACUCAACCCUCAUCAUCAUCGACGCGCAAAACGAAUACGCCACCGGCGCUUUGAAGACCGAGAACGUGGAGCAAACCCGCAAAGUCAUUGCUAAACUACUGCAAAGAUACCGUGAAGGCAACAACGGCAAGAACAUCGUGCACGUUGUUCAUGAGGUUCCCGAAGGCGCCCCCGUCUUCACGCCGAACACCGCGCUGGCGCAGGAGUUCGAGGAGCUUACUCCCAAAUCGGGCGAGAAGGUCAUAGCCAAGAACUUCCCUAGCUCGUUUGCGAAGACCGAUCUGCAUGCCUAUCUGCAGGGUCUGGGCGAUGUAGGAAAGAAGGUCGUGCUUGUUGGAUAUAUGGCGCAUGUUUGUGUUUCUACUACUGCCCGGGCGGCUGCGGAGCUUGGAUAUGAUCCGAUCAUUGUCAGAGAUGCCGUUGGUGACAGGGAUAUCCCUGGUGUUAAGGCUGAGACUUUGGUUUCGGUUGUGUUGAGUGAGUUGGCUGAUGGGUUUGGGACUGUCGUUUCUGAGGAGGAGAUUGGUGCAUAA